This is a messenger RNA of Amphiprion ocellaris (clown anemonefish), 2425 nucleotides long. RefSeq lists its product as uncharacterized. The transcript has 5 exons. The record is from RefSeq and is a predicted model, not a curated record. Lineage: Eukaryota; Metazoa; Chordata; Actinopteri; Pomacentridae. Bases 182 to 2005 code for a protein of 607 amino acids.
UCAGUCAUGGCAGCUGCCAGUGAGACGCUCCUGAAUCCCGACAGUUGUGGAUGUUUCAGAGACAUUUAGCGAAAUAAAACGAGAGCCAACGGCGGACAGAUGCUGUUUUUUUUUUAUUAUUAUUAUCAGAGCCACGAUGGAGUAACAAGCCGGCGGCGGGGAAACUUGUGAUCUGUUCUGGAUGGAACCGACGGGUCUACAAGACGUUUUCAAAUGUAUAACACUAUCCAUUGCAGCAAUGGAGGAUAUUGGUCUCUCUCCCAAACCCACCAAUGACCCCCCAGUUCACAGACCCACAGUCUCUGAGACUUUCGGGCUGCAUCACAUCCCAGCAGACCAUCUGCAGGUCAGUGAUGCGAGCAGGAAAUCUGAGGUGGACAGAGAUGGAGCGUCGAGGAUAAGUUCCCAAUCUGUGAUCACAGCAGAGUCUCAGAUGAUUCCCCAGUUUCCUUUACAGAUCCCUUCACCUGUGGGUGCUGACACUACACUCCUUAAUACAGCUGCCAAAAACGGAAACACUAAUUUGGAUAAGGUAUGCGCAGCGAGAGCCAAAGUCAAAGUCACAGAUCCAUUCAAGUGGAAGCAAAACAAGCAGAAACAGCUGAGAAUGGAGGGAAAAGCAUAUGUAAGCAAACGCAAAAAAGACGGCGAGAUUGUAACCAAGCAGUCCAGAGCAAUGGGACCAAGAUGCACCUCGAAUGCAUGCAAAAAGGCAUCGAACCGGCUCUGCAGUGAAAUCACAGAAGAGGCGAGGAAGAGAGUGUUUGAUGAAUUCUGGCAGCACAUGAACUGGUCUCAGAGAAAACUGUAUGUGGCAGGACAAGUCGACCGCGACCCUGUGGAAAGAUCUCGGGCGGUGGGCUCGCAGUCUAGGAGAUCGGUUUCACUACGUUAUCACUUGAUGGUGGAGGGCAAAAGGAAGCAAGUGUGUAAGAAUAUGUUCCUGUCCACGCUGGGGGUUGGAGAGUGGUCUGUGCUCAACUGGGCGCAGAGAGGAAUCAAGAAAAAGACAGAAUCAAAUGAAAACAAGUCAGAAAAGCGGCUGCCUGUGCCUCGGUGCCCACAGUGGAUCCCUGCUCCUAUAGCUCUCAGCAACACUAUGGAAGUUACUCGGGAACAAGUGAAUCCCACUGACAAAGAACCAGAGGGGCCAAUCAGAAAGAAAUCCAGAGUGGCCAAGCCGCUAACAUGGAAACAAAAUCGACAGAAGCAGCUUAGGAUGGAAGGAAAACCGUACAUCAGCAAGCGGAAGAAAGACGGUGCAACUGUAACUAAAGCUCAGAGAACAAUGGGACCAAGAUGCACAUCCAGCGCCUGUAAAAGGGCAUCAAACCGCUUCUGUGCUGACUUCAGUGAAGAAGCAAGAAGCCAACUGUUCACUACUUUCUGGCAGUGUAUGAACUGGGCUCAGAGAAAGAUCCACGUGGCUGGACUAGUCGACUGCAAUCCGGUGGAAAGAACCCGAGCACCGUGGACACAGUCGAAAAGAUCAGUGUCGAUGCGAUACCAUUUGUUAGCCAACGGUGAUAGAAAACAAGUGUGCAAAAAGAUGUUCCUCUCCACUUUGGGGAUUGGAGAGUGGUCAGUGCUUAACUGGGCACAAAGUGCAUCCCAGCUGGACAAUUCCGCGGAAAACACUACGAAGCGAACACAGAGGAAGUCUCGUAAAGCCUCAGAGCAUGUUUUCCUGAAGGAGUUCCUCGAGAGUUUACCCAAAGUGCCCUCUUACUGCUUUGGGACGUCCGUGUCUAAGCUGUAUCUCGAGCCAGUCUUCUCAAACAUGUCGGAGGUGUACAGGCACUACUACAACCACUGCUUAGAGAAGAAGGCGACGCCGCUCUCUCGGCAGGUUUUCUGUGCCGUAUUUAAAAAGAUGGAUUUAGGACUGUGCGACUCUAAAAAGGAUCAGGCUUUUUCUUUUGGUACAACAGGAAAUAUAUUUAAUGAGCUCUGGGAGGAAUACUGUAUGGAAAGAGGAGCUCAAGCAGAGAAAACUGGUAACUAGUAGAGGAGGAUAAAUGUUGGAGAUCAUUGCUAUGUUAUUACCAGCUGAGUAUUCCUCCAUUCAAACAACUAUACUUAAUGAUCUUCAUUAUCUUCCAUUAAGCACAGGUAGUUGUUGUUUUUUCAGCAGCCCAACUGUCUCCACGCAGCUGAAACAGUUGUUUGACCUAAGUGUAAUAAUUUAAGCACUACAUCCGUUUUGUCCAAGUUGCUCCUUUGAAAUUUAAGUUAUUUUGAGACUCUUUGUCAGCCAUCAAAUGGCAUCACUGCAGAAUGUGUAAAAGAAUUUACUAAAACAUUCAUGUGCCAAUCUGCUGUUGUGAAUGUCAGUGAAUGUGAAUGCUCAACGUGUCUGAAAGGACUUGAAACUGCUCAAAGUAUUUAUUUUUCCUUGUGAAUUAAAUAGGAACACAUAACCGAA